This is a messenger RNA of Colias croceus (clouded yellow), 730 nucleotides long. It is a transcript of the gene mRpL30, whose product is annotated as 39S ribosomal protein L30, mitochondrial. Gene Ontology annotation, molecular function: structural constituent of ribosome. Gene Ontology annotation, cellular component: large ribosomal subunit; mitochondrion. Lineage: Eukaryota; Metazoa; Arthropoda; Insecta; Lepidoptera; Pieridae. Bases 148 to 684 code for a protein of 178 amino acids. Gene Ontology annotation, biological process: translation. The transcript has 3 exons. The record is from RefSeq and is a predicted model, not a curated record.
UCAUUGUCAAAUUCGUCUGUAAUGGAAAUUGGAAAUAAUUAAAGUCGUCCAGUAGAAUCUUAUUUUCUGUUUAUUAAUUAAUAUUUAGGUCGAAGUUUUAUGCGAUUAGGUUUAAUUUAAUAUUAAUUUAUUAACUUAUUGAUAAAAAUGAAUCGAGGCACAAUCAGUCUAUUUAAGCCCCUGACAAUAAUCAGUAGGUCAAAAGGUUAUAAACAUUCAGGUGGAAUUCGUUAUCCUGGAGGUAUUACUUAUUUUCCGAGAGAUCCAAAUUAUGUAGAACCUGAUGUGACACCUUCCAAAUUAUUCAGAGUAGAGCUAAUCAAAAGCACAAAGCACUAUCCUUAUUGGCAAAAGGAUAUCCUGGAGAGUUUAAAACUCAAUAGCAUUAACCAAGUUGCAAUUGUUAAAAAUGUACCUGAAAUGAAUGCAAUUUUAUGGAAAGUAAAACAUCUUAUUAAAAUCACCCCUAUUACAUUUCCAUAUGGAGAGCCAACAGAAGAAGAUAUUGAACAUACAGUUUUAAAAGAAAAUGGAGAAUGCAUUGUCACUAAGACACUCAAACCAGAUGAAAGCAAAGUAAAAGCACUCGAACAAUUUGAGAAAAAUCCAAAGAAAAUGGACUCUACUACAAUUAAGAGAGAUUCUAGACUCAAAUGGAAUAAUGCAUACUCGGGCGGUUACUAAAAUUUAUUUUUAUUGUAUGAUUGUAAAUAAAUAGAUAUGUAGAUUA